AUGAGACCGAUCCUACACCGCACAUGCUGGUCUUUACAACAUGCUUUUGCUGGGCGGCGACCACAAGCGCACCCACACGAUCCCUGCCUGCAGAUCCCACGCCUACACCAGAAGCUGAAGCCACAGCUGUCUCGCAGAUAUGCUGUGGCGGAAUACAAAGGCGACUGGGAGUGGCACCAGCGCCUUUGGCAGAUGCGCACGCAUUGGAAUGCAAAGCAGAUUUGCCACGCUUGCCGUGCGACCCGAAACUCCAAGGGCAAUGAUGGGCAAUGCUGCUUCACCCUCUUCGGAUCAAACUUCCCUCGUCGCAGUUUCGAAGAGUGCUUGCUGGAGUCGAUGCCAGACUGUCCGUGCCCGCUGGUGUUGUGCGAAGGGUUCCACCCUGCCAUAAUACGCUUCUGUGCGAUGCACGUGCUUGCAUUAGGGAUCUAUCAGACCCUAACUGCGGAGGCAUUAUUGUGGCUUUGCGAGCAGCGGAUCUUUGCCCCAUCUGCAACAGACCUGGACGAGCGACUCCGGGCAGCGUUCAUGCAUUUCAAAGGCUGGCUUCGAUCCAACAAGCUGUCCUGCAGCGGACGAGAGUUCUCCUCGAAACGCCUGCAUGUCAGCAAGAUUGACUACCCUUUCCUGGGAUACAAGGCGUUCAACACUCGAAUCGUGCUUGCCUGGUUCGAAAUGAGCGAAUUCCAGAAUGAUCUGGAGUGCACGGACCGCUACUUGACUGGCAGCGAAGGUGAGCAGCUCUACAGCGAAGGUCAGCGAGCGCUCCGUCUCUACAGAGAAGCAGCCUUGAUAUUUUCUGGGAAAGGUGAGCUUCGGUUCCUGCUGAGGCCGAAGUUGCAUGCAAUGGACGAACUUUUGAAAGGAUGCCGAGAAGAACUCUAUAACCCCAGGUUUUUUCAGAAUUAUGCGGAGGAAGAUGUCCUUGGCUUGUUGAAACCAUUGGCACAGAAAUCGAUCCUGGCUCGACACUUCGAAGUGACGAUGCUGAAACGAUACUUCUUGAGGUGGGAUCUGGGCAGAACUGAUUUCAUGAUCUGA
Molecule: messenger RNA, 1041 nt
Organism: Symbiodinium sp. CCMP2592
Lineage: Eukaryota; Dinophyceae; Suessiales; Symbiodiniaceae
Source: the annotation of a GenBank genome assembly